AUGACUCACAAAAAGCAGAAAAAGAACACUCAUGCCGUUCAAAAUGGCAGUCCGAAGGCCGAAACCAAGACAUUUCCGCUGGACGGAUCACCAGUGAAGGGCUCAACACAGGGACCUACAAACUAUAGAGAAAUCCAUCAAGAUGAAGCUGACGCUUUGAGAUCUAUCUACGGGGAGGACUUCCAGGACGUGGAACAUAGACAAGGAGCUUGGAAGCAAUCGUCCGAAGUCACAUUCAAACUGCGCCUCAAGGCAUCAGCGAAUCCUGACGUCAACGUUGCUCUACUUGUCGAACUUCCAGCAACCUAUCCCAAAACCGUACCUAACCUUAAGGUCGAGCACUUGGAGGACCUUCGCCGCCAUGCAAAAUCAAAGAUUGAAGAUGUGAUAAAAACCAAACCGAAAGAACUACUGGGCUCCGAGAUGAUAUACGAGCUCGCUGUGAAUAUCCAAGACGUUCUGGAAGACGCAGCUCUGGCUCAAGCAGGGGAUAAGGACAUCCCAAGCUUGGAGGAAGAGCGCAUCGAACAGGAGACUGCUGCCAUCCAGCAAGCAGAGUUGGAGAAAAAGGAAGAACUGCGUAAGCAAGAAGCAGCCACAGCCGAAGAAGAGCGGGCCCUGCAGCGACUUUUGGAAGAUAAAAUGAGGCAGCGUGAGCGUACCAAGGCCCGGGAUUCACGACGCAAGAGUCGCAACGCAGCAUUAGAUAUAGACGACAAUGUCGACGAGAGCCCCGGUUCCAUCUUAUUCGACCCGCCGCUAGUUAUGAACGACAGCGAAAGCCGAUUACUGGCUUUUCGAGCAGUUUCCGGCAAAACUAUACUCAAGUCCUAUCCAAACAAAGAAACGUUUACUGUCAGACCUUUAGUCCCAGAGAGUCGGACCCGCGUGCCUCUUCUCGUAUUGAAGGAGAUAUAUCUCGAAGAGAAAGGCGUAGAGACCUUGACUUUUCGACAGCAGAUGCGAGCGAGCGAGGACAGGCUUGAGGCUCUAAGGAAACUACGUCAUUCAAAUCUUGUGGAUUUCAUUGGCUUCAAAAUCUGCCCUCCUGUAGGCACGCCAGAUUCGACAGACCACAGUUGGCAGAUUUGUGCUCUCUUUGAAUACGCCAAUAAGGGCUCAUUGUCAGAGCUUUUGGACUUAGUCAAUACAGUCUCGGCGGAUUCGAUUCGCUCAUGGAUAAUCCAGCUGUUGGAAGCACUUGACUUCUAUCACCGAAACGGAGUGGUGCACGGAAACAUCCAUAGCGGCCGCGUAAUGCUCUUCCGCCAUGUUUCUGGAAGUACUACAGUCAAACUCCUCGGAAACAUUGAAGACACACUCCCUCAAUACAGUGAUCAGAAGCAGACACUGGCAACCUCGAAAUCGCCAUUUUGGCUUCCUCCAGAAUUAACGCAAAGCGAUGCCCGUUCCUCUACCAAAACAGACGUCUGGGAUCUUGGUAUCGUGCUCUUGCAAAUGGGCUUUGGAAAAGAUAUCUUGCAUCGUUAUACGUCUGCCAACGCUGUGAUGGGCAGUUUGGAUUUGUCACCACCACUGCUUGACCUUCUUAGGGAGAUCUUCAAAUCGGAUCCGAAGAAGCGACCAACAGCUUUCCAACUUCAGCCUUCUGAAUUUUUCCGCGUUGAUACCCCGUUGCUUGAAAACUCCCCCACUUCUCAUUCAAUGUCGCUUUCGAGAAGACCACGUCUUGACUCUCAAGUUGGAAUGCCUGCUUUCUCACGCUAUGUCCAUGACUUUGAUGAAGCAGGACGACUUGGAAGAGGAGGGUUUGGCCAGGUGGUGAAGGCACGUAAUAAAUUAGACAGCCGCUUUUAUGCCAUCAAAAAGAUUUCUCAGAACUCAGCCGGGGCAUUGAAAGAUACUCUUUCUGAGAUCAUGCUAUUGUCCAGACUCAACCAUCCCUAUGUGGUGCGUUACUACACGGCGUGGCUCGAGGAAGACUUUGAUACUGUUGAAGAAGACGCUAUAUCAUCAACUGAAGGCGAUUCAUAUAGAGAUGGUGAUCUUGCAGCCAGUACCAGUGGUUUGGAUUUUAUCAGUUCCAGCGGGUAUCCUCAGGUUGAGUUCGGUUACGACACGGACGAAAAUGGUGAUUCAACAGAUCAGGACGAAAUGAAGGCCGAGAAAGCACCCGCUACCGACACAGAUCCCGUCACUGAGAUCAGUCGAGUGCGUUCUGGAUCACAGGGGCGGCCUUCCACGACAACCCUGUAUAUUCAAAUGGAAUACUGCGAGAAGCAUACUCUUCGUGAUUUGAUUCACAAUGGUCUGUACGACGAUAUCGAUCGUUCUUGGCGUCUCUUCCGUCAAAUCUUGGACGGCAUUAGUCAUAUUCAUGGCCAUGGCAUCAUCCACAGGGACCUCAAGCCGGACAACAUUUUCAUAGAUGUUGCGAAUAAUCCACGAAUCGGUGAUUUCGGACUAGCUACGAGUGGUCAAUUCACAACUGCAGUGAAGUCUUCUACUACCGAACAUAUCACAGGAGACUUUACACGUAGUAUUGGGACAACUUAUUACGUCGCUCCAGAGAUCAAGUCGACUUCGACAGCCCAAUACAAUGAAAAAGUCGAUAUGUAUUCUCUUGGCGUGAUCUUCUUCGAAAUGUGCUAUCCAUUGCGAACUGGAAUGGAACGUGCCCAGACAUUACAGGCUAUACGUGAGAAAAAUCAUGAGCUUCCUGCGAUUUUCCAGCAAGCAGAGAAAGCAAUUCAGGGUGAAAUAUUAGAAGCACUGCUCAGCCACCGCCCUAGUGAACGUCCUUCGGCUUCUGAGCUUCUUCAAAGUGGCAAAAUACCUUUGCAAGUCGAAGAAGAGACCUUUAGAAGGGCCAUAAUUGGCCUUCUUUCGGACCCAAAUUCUCCGGACUACAAGAAGAUAUUGUCAGCAAUAUUUUCCCAAUCCCCGAGGAAGAUUGAAGACAUUACAUGGGACAUGGAUUCGCGUGGAACACCAGAAGCGAAUGAGAUGUUGAUCCAAGGACUGGUCAAGGAAAAACUAAUGCAGAUAUUCCGCCGUCAUGGUGCUGUCGAAACUACUCGACAAUCUCUUUUCCCACGGUCAGGCCACUACAAUAACGGUGUCGUGCGGUUACUGGACUCGUCCGGAAACAUGUUACAACUCCCUUUUGAUCUCACCUUACCGAAUGCUCGCGCAAUUCCUCGGCAGGACUCUUCACUUGAGAAAACCUUCUCCUUUGGGAGAGUUUAUAGAGAGUCCCCGCAUGGUGGUGAACCCAAGUCUCAUCGAGAAGCCGACUUUGAUAUUGUCUCCCACAAUACUCUUGAUCUCGCCUUGAAAGAAGCUGAAGUCAUCAAAGUUCUUGACGAGAUUAUCGAGGGAUUCCCAGUUCUACGAUCAGCUUCCAUGUGCUUCCACAUCAACCACUCCGACCUGUUACAGACCAUAAUGGAAUUCUGUCGAAUUACGCCCGCUCAAAUUCCUACUACCAAGGAAGUCCUCAGCAGGCUAAAUAUUGGAAAGUGGACAAUGCAGAAGAUUAGAAGCGAGCUUCGCUCCCCUACCAUUGGUGUUGCGUCGACGUCUUUGGAUGACUUGGCCAGGUUUGACUUUCGAGAUACUCCUGAUAGAGUCCAGCAGAAACUGCAAACAAUUAUGGAAGGUAGUGAAUUUGCGGACAGAUUAGCACCCAUUUUUGCUCGGUUCAAGGCCUUGGUGUCUUAUAUUCAGGGGUUUGACGUGAAACGCAAAGUCUAUAUUAACCCACUUGCAAGCCUCAACGACAAGUUUUUCCGGGGCAGUAUUCUCUUUCAGUGCAUUUUUGACAACAAAAGACGAGAUGUAUUCGCAGCAGGAGGGAGGUAUGACCGACUCAUUCAAGAGAUAAGCCCAAAGAUGCUAUAUAGCCGCUCUCAGGCACAUGCUGUCGGGUUUAAUCUCAGCUGGGACAGACUUAGCUCUUCUAUGACUGAUUACCUAAAAACCUCUACGAGGAAUUUCACAAAACACAACGAACAUGACGUGGAGGGCUUCUGGAGAUCUCGACGGUGUGAUGUCCUUGUUGGAAGCUUUGAUCCAACUGUACUUCGUACGGUGGGUCUGCAAGUCGUACAAGAGCUCUGGACACAUGAUAUAAACUCAGAAUUGGCAGUUGAUGCGACCUCAUUUGAACAGCUCAUGGCUCACUACAGAGAGGGCAGCCAUACAUGGGUUGUUCUAGUCAAAGCUGACAGCAAAGAGCGCGGAGUGAAAGUGAAAAGUCUCAUCAAGAAGGAAGAGUUCGACAUUCGAUACUCUGACUUAGCGAUUUGGCUGCGCACAGAACUUCGGAUACGGAGUCAUCGAGACAUUUGGCCUGAACAUCCAAAGAUUUUUCGAAAUACCAGCCAAACCGACACCGGUGGGUCUAGUAGCGAACGCGUCAAUGAUGUGCGUAUUCUUGUUGCUCAGCACAGGAAUAAAAAAACGAAUCGAAGAAAUAUCAUUGACUCGGCUCUUCUACGCUCCCGGGAACUCGUAGAAAAGGCCGUCAAUGGCCCCAUUGUUGCCAUUGACACUAGGGAUGACAUUCUAGAUGCCCUUCGAGACACAAGAUUAUGUGAUCCUGAUAGCUGGCGUACUGUUAUACAGAACGCUCCUCUAACGGAGCGAAAAUACCUUGGGCAGGUUCAUGAACUGCUCCACGACCUCGCUAACGAAUACCGUUUGCCAAGGGAAGGGAAAGAAGGCUAUAGCAAUGCUUUUAUAUAUAAUUUCCGCACUGGAUCGUGUGUAUAUUACGAUCUGGGUCGGUCAACGUAG
Talaromyces rugulosus is the source of this 4761-nucleotide messenger RNA. RefSeq lists its product as uncharacterized. Gene Ontology annotation, molecular function: eukaryotic translation initiation factor 2alpha kinase activity; ATP binding; protein binding. NCBI's taxonomy places the organism in Eukaryota, Fungi, Ascomycota, Eurotiomycetes, Eurotiales, Trichocomaceae. Bases 1 to 4761 code for a protein of 1586 amino acids. The transcript has 7 exons. The record is from RefSeq and is a predicted model, not a curated record. Gene Ontology annotation, biological process: regulation of translational initiation by eIF2 alpha phosphorylation; DNA damage checkpoint signaling.